Acanthosepion pharaonis is the source of this 765-nucleotide messenger RNA. The record is from the annotation of a GenBank genome assembly. NCBI's taxonomy places the organism in Eukaryota, Metazoa, Mollusca, Cephalopoda, Sepiida, Sepiidae.
AUGUCUUCACUCCUAACUCACCCUUUCAUUUCCUUCCUUCAUUCCAUCCACCUUCCUUCCUUCCUUCCUUCCUUCCUUCCUUCCUUCCUUCCUUCCUUCCUCCCUUCCUCCCACUUCCCUUCCUUCCUCCCUUCCUCCCACUUUCCUUCCUUCCUUCCUUCCUUCCUUCCUUCCUUCCUUCAUUCCUUCCUUCCUUCCCUUCCUUCCUUCAUCCCCUUCCUCCCACUCCUUCCUUCCUUCCUUCCUUCCUUCCUUCCUUCCUUCCUUCCUUCCUUCCUCCCUUCCUCCCACUUCCCUUCCUUCCUCCAUUCCUCCCACUUCCCUUCCUUCCUUCCUUCCUUCCUUCCUUCCUUCCUUCCUUCCUUCCUUCCUUCCUUCCACCUCCCGUCCUUCCUUCCUUUACGUACUUGUUCAUCUCUCGUUUAUUCGUUCGUUCGUUCGUUCGUUCGUUCCGUUUUUCUUUCAUCCAUUUUUCUUUACUUCUUAACGAAUUACUUUUCAUUCUUCGGUGUUUUCUUCAUUUACUUCUUCUUCCGUUUCCCCACUACGUUUUUUUUCAUUUUGACUCAUUUUCAAUUCUUCUCCUUCCAAUCAUUCUUUCUUUUUUUCGUUUUGCUUUUCUUCCUCUUUCUUUUUUUUUCUUUUCUUUCUAACUUUUGUGAUUUGCUUCUCUUCCGUCUCCCUUGCUUCAUUUCUUUCUCUUAUUUUCUUUCUUUUUUCAUUCACAUUGCAUCUCGUUCUUCCUUCCUUAUUAUUUUUCUAUAA